AUGUUGUCCGAAUCUGCAGCCCCUAUUGCUCAGCUGGUUCCGAGAAGACAACACAAGAAGAGCCGGACCGGAUGCUUGCCAUGCAAGAUCCGUAAGGUCAAGUGUGAUGAAAGGCGUCCAUUAUGCCAAAAUUGUGCGCGGCAUUAUAAGGACAUCGAGAAGUGCGAUUUCCCUCCUGCUCCUGCUGCCACCGAAUCGACCCUCCCAGACCGCCUGCCACCUCGCACCCGGCCAAUAUCCAAGAAGUCACCUACUUCUUUCCGCAGAGCACCUAAAUAUCUACUUCCCCUGUUUCCUGGCUCGGGGAUAGACCCAUUUGAGUGCUUCCCAAGCUGCAAUGUCCCGGAAGCCCAAAAAUUCAUGCAUCAUUAUUUUCAGAAUUUCGUAUCUAAAUCUUUCCCUGUCCAUCUAGACCACAUAGCUCAACCUAUUAUGCAGUCAUUUUGGUCACUCGCGUCUGAUGACAUCGUCUUAUUCCACGCGACUUUGCAACUUAGUGCUCUGGAUUUGGAGGUAUUGCGAGGUGGCGACAACGAAGCAGCUCAAGCCAAGUUCCUCCUGAACAAAGAAUGUAUCACCCUUCUCAGAAAGCGAGUCGAAGAUUCUAUCUUAGGUAUCAGUGACCAGACCAUCGCAUCUGUUCUAUUUAUCAUCAUCGUCGAGUUCCAAAGAAGUAAUUUCAAGAUGGUCACCAUGCAUAUACAAGGCCUCAAGAGAAUGGUUGCUUUGAGAGGAGGUCUCCACACUAUCAGGUCUACAAAUCAUAUGCUGGCGAACCUAAUAUUCGGAAUCAGUUUGACUGUUACUACUGAACUACAAUUUUUCCCAGAAACACCACUUGAACCAUUGGCUUCUGACGAUCCCAUAGAACUAGCACACGAGCCACACCUUGCACAAGAUCCACGACUCUUUCGGCUCGAUAACGUGGGCCUUUCCAGGGACCAUGUCCAAGUCUUCAAGGUUCUAAGAUACAACACCAACAGGGCGGAUAUAGAGUGGCCAGACAAUGCUGCCCCGACAAAAUGCUCGGAUAUUAUGGCCCGCAUGAUGGCUCUACCCAUACCAGUCGACGAAGGUCCCGUCAUUGCAAGUAUCUCGGAAUCAAGUCGACUCGCAGGGGUUGGCCUGUGCUGCCUACCCUGGAAGCACGAUUACCCCAGCCCUGAACUAAUGAUCAACACAAUGAUCCAUAAACUAAGAAUUUCACUCGAAACUGUACUCAAUCUAGUUCCUAGCGACCAUCCAUUGUUACCGUGGCUCUUGUCGGUUGGUGGUAUAUAUUCGGUACAACCAGAAAGAAAUUGGUUUGUGGGACAUCUUGUUCCCGUUGUAGUUGCUCUACAGAUACGUUCUUGGGAGGAUAUGAGACCUCAUUUGACCAAGCUGUGGGAAGAGGUUGAAGCAAAAAGGAAAGAUCUCGAUCUUGUUGAUCUUGAUGUAUGGCAGUAA
Mollisia scopiformis is the source of this 1449-nucleotide messenger RNA. RefSeq lists its product as uncharacterized. The transcript has 9 exons. Gene Ontology annotation, biological process: regulation of DNA-templated transcription. The record is from RefSeq and is a predicted model, not a curated record. NCBI's taxonomy places the organism in Eukaryota, Fungi, Ascomycota, Leotiomycetes, Helotiales, Mollisiaceae. Bases 1 to 1449 code for a protein of 482 amino acids. Gene Ontology annotation, molecular function: zinc ion binding; DNA-binding transcription factor activity, RNA polymerase II-specific.